Molecule: messenger RNA, 724 nt
Organism: Salvia splendens (bonfire salvia)
Lineage: Eukaryota; Viridiplantae; Streptophyta; Magnoliopsida; Lamiales; Lamiaceae
Product: protein FLOWERING LOCUS T
Exons: 4
Coding region: 15-539 (174 amino acids)
Source: RefSeq, a predicted model, not a curated record
AAUAAUUAAAAAAAAUGCAGAGAGACACGAAUCCUCUAGUGCUGAGCCGUGUGAUCGGAGAUGUGAUCAAUCCCUUCACUCCCACCACUGAUCUCCGAGUAUACAUUGAUGGCCGGAGUCUCUGCAACGGCUACCGCCUCCGCCCUUCUCAGAUCAUCUCCCGCCCUAGGGUUGAGAUUGGCGGCCAGGAUUUUCGCACUCUCCACACUCUUGUUCUGGUUGAUGCUGAUUCUCCAAGUCCUGGAAAUCCUUACCAUAGGGAGUAUUUGCACUGGUUGGUGAUUGACAUCCCCGGAGGCAUGGGUCCGGACUUCGGGAAUGAGGUGGUGGAGUAUGAGGCUCCUCAGCCGUCGUUGGGAAUCCACCGCCUUGUAAUGGUGGUGUUCCGGCAGCCACGGCGGCAGAUGUUGAUCGCCCCGGAGUGGCGCAACAACUUCAACACGCGGCAACUUGCGGAGGUGUACAACCUCGGGGAACCGGUGGCCGCCUUCUUCUACAACUGCCAUAGGGAAAACGGCACCGGUUGCCGGAGAGCCUAAUUAUUUUAUGCUAAAGGUGUUACUAUUGCCAACUUAAAUAAAAUGUGUGCCUAUCUCACUCCUCCAUAUAUCUAUAAUUUUCAUGUUUUCAAUAUUAAGUAAUACCUCGAAUGUGAGUUUUCGAGUUAUUUGAUAUGUAUAAAUGCAUGGCACUCUUCUCCCAUUAUAAAUUAUAAAUUACUAUA